GGUGGGUUGCUCUUUUUCCGCGCGGCCUGGGACAUGGGCACCUCGUUUCCGUCGCGAGCCCAGCGGCGCGACUCCGUCGUGCAGCGGCCUUGCUCUGGGUCUUCCCGAGAAGCACCGUCCAUAAACGAAUGCACAGUCUAUCCGCGUAUCCCUAUUCUACAGCUCACGGGUAGCAUGUUGAUCGCAUAUCAUCAGCAGACCUUCAGAGACAGGAGCACGCUUCAUUCGCGACGAUACUGCAGCGGCGUUUUGGCUAGCAUGGCUACCGCAUGCUUUUCACGUACGUUUUAUACGGCUUUCAUGGUCCAUGAUGUGGUUCCGCCCCGUUCCAAGGUACAUAUAGCCUGCACUGCGGUCGGCGAGGCCCGCAUAUCUUCAGCUGUAGAGCAGCUCAUCUAGCAGAAAUGAGCGCCAGCGCGAACCCCACGAUAUCGAGAGACGACACCGUCACCAUUGCCAUCAUGGGCGCGACUGGCUCGGGAAAAUCGACGUUUGUCAACCGUGCCAGCAACUCACGCCUUGAAGAGAGUGGAAGCCUGGAGUCGUGCACCGACAAUGUCGUGGUCGCCGAGCCUUUCCUACUAGAUGGAAAGGUGGUAACCCUCAUCGAUACCCCCGGCUUUGACGACACCACCAAGACUGAAGCCGAAGUCCUCGGUCUCAUUUCUGCUUUUCUCUCGGCGACGUACAAACAGGGUAGAACGCUCAACGGCGUCAUCUACAUGCAGAACAUCACUAUCCACCGCAUGGGCGGCAUGGCGCGCAAGAACUUUCGACUCUUCCGGAAGCUCUGCGGCGACGCCACGCUCAAAAACGUCCUCAUCGCUACGAAUAUGUGGAGCGACGUCAACCCUACUCUCGCCGCACAGCGCGAACGAGAAAUGGCAGAGAAAGAUAUCUUUUUCAAGUCCGCUAUCGAAAAGGGUGCGCGCAUGGUGCGACACGACAAUACGGUCGAAUCCGCUCACCGCAUAAUCCGCGAAAUCAUGGGCUUCACGCCUGCGCCACUGCAGAUCCAACGCGAGACGGUGGACGAAAACAAGCCGCUUCCGGAGACGGACGCGGGACAGGACGUCAAGGCGGGGCUCGAGGAGCAACUGACGCGGUACAAGACCGAGGUCGCUGAGUUGCGCGGAACCAUACAGGAGCUCCUCCAAGCCAAGGACGACAAACACCGCGAGGACCUCCAGGAGCUGCGCGAGGCGAUGCGCGAUCUGCAAGGCCAGCUCACCAAGGUGCAAGCAGAGGCGCACCGCUUGCGCGAGGAGCACGAGGCCAGCCGACGGGAGUACGAGGAGAAGAUGGGACGCAUGGCGGAGGCGAUGGCCGCGCGCGAAGCCGAACUGCGCAUGGCGCGAGAGGCGCGUGCGCGGAGAGGCUGCGCGGAAGGCCGAGGCCGCACGGCGUGAGACCGAGCGCCAAGCGGAGCGUGAACGCGUGCGCAAGGAGGCCGCACAGAAGGCGGCAGAUGUAAAACGUGGGGUCGACCUGGAGCGCGUGCACAUAGAGGCGUCGCGGGAGGCGGCAAUCGCAAAGCGCGAGGCGGAACUGGAACGUCAGCGCAACGAGCAGGCGCAGAAGGCAGAGGACGCGAGGCGAGACGCGGAAGUUGAGCGCUUGCGAGCAGAACUCAUGCGGAAGGCGAAGAACGACAUGAACAGGAUGCAGGUCCACCUGAAGAAAGCAGAACGUGUCACGAUGGAUACUGUCGCCGCAAGGCCACCAUCUCCUCCUCCCCCACCGCCACCGAGCCCUCAGCCAAGCCUGGGCACGCCUGAGCCUCAAACGCGGCCCCGCAUGGAGGAGAGAGCCUACUCUGCGACUCAGACGCAGACAGGAACUUGGAGGUUGCGCGGACUCCUGAGCGCUAUGCAGAACAGGUUAUUUGGAUCGAGUCUCAUGGAAGGGAAUACUCUGCCUGUAUGAGAUUAUGUGGUCGUCCGAGCGUCGGGGCAUAUUGCUAAAUAAUAGAACUAUGUACUGUUUUGUGAGGGAUAGCUGAAUGUGUUUAAUUGCUUCUGCACGCUAGGCGCUACCUGCCUUCAACUACAGAUGAGAUUUGC
Phanerochaete carnosa HHB-10118-sp is the source of this 2063-nucleotide messenger RNA. RefSeq lists its product as uncharacterized. The transcript is spliced from 6 exons. NCBI's taxonomy places the organism in Eukaryota, Fungi, Basidiomycota, Agaricomycetes, Polyporales, Phanerochaetaceae. The record is from RefSeq and is a predicted model, not a curated record. The coding region runs from base 405 to 1409 and encodes 334 amino acids. Gene Ontology annotation, molecular function: GTP binding.